UGCUUACGGUUUACAUGGGAAACGAGCGUGGUAUAUUCAUAAGUCGUGUUCAGUUCCGGUAAAAUAUGGAGGAUACAGAUGUUUAUUAUCUGGACUAUCCGGUUUAUGAAGGAGUUGGUUUACCAAAGAUGGCAACAUUUUUUGAAAAUGCUGGGAAAGUGAUACAGAAUAUCCAAGACUUGAAGCUUGGUGCGGAUGCAGUACUACUUGCUACGUAUCCUAGAGCAGGAACACACUGGGUGUACGAACUUACUCACAUGUUGCUUUCGAGAAACACGGAUUAUUCCACAGUGUCUAGAGAGGCCGCUUACUUAGAAGGGUUUUCAGACCUUGGCCCUCUACAGUCUUAUAAUCAUAUCGUCAGCACACACCUUCCAUUCCAGUGGUUGCCAAAACAGCACCUGGAGACUGGUGGCAAAAUUAUAUACGUCAUAAGAAAUCCUAAGGAUAGUGUAGUUUCGCUGUUCGAAUUAUUGUAUUCCAGUGGCUAUUUACGCGAGGAAACAUUUGAAGAUUUCUUACAAUACUAUUUAGGAAAAGAUUCAAUGUACGGGGGCUGGUUCAAUUACAACAGAGUGUUCAUCAGAGAGGCACAAACACGAAAAGACCAAAUCAUCAUGAUUCAAUAUGAAAGACUGAAAAGAAAUACAAUCGGGGAACUCAAAAGAUUGGCCGAUUUUUUAGGCAUAAAUGAUGUGGAUCCAUUGUUGCAAGAAAUAGCAGAAAAGUGUAGCUUUAAGAACCUACAAGCUGCUGAUAAAACAGUAAGAAAUGACGCUGCAUUGUCCGAGAUCAUGCGAGCUAUGCAUUUAAAGGAACAUCCUGAGAUUUAUAGGAAAGACAUUGAAUUUCAGGUGAAAUUGGAGACUGGAAGAACUAUUUCACAGUGGCCAUGAGUGAAACAUUUGACAAAAUAUAUGAAGACAAAAUAAAGGAUAUUGAAUUGGAUAUCGAGUUUGACUGAUGUUGACUGAUGUAUACAAAUAUUUUUUUUCAAUAAAAUUGUAAAUA
Molecule: messenger RNA, 1011 nt
Organism: Magallana angulata
Lineage: Eukaryota; Metazoa; Mollusca; Bivalvia; Ostreida; Ostreidae
Product: sulfotransferase 1E1-like
Exons: 5
Coding region: 66-896 (276 amino acids)
Biological process (GO): sulfation
Cellular component (GO): cytoplasm
Molecular function (GO): sulfotransferase activity
Source: RefSeq, a predicted model, not a curated record